CCCCACCCCGGUCCCAUGGGGGAAGCUCCGGUGCCGGAGCUGGAUGCGGUGCUGGGUGGCGGCGGUUGGGAUGUGGGGGCGAGCUUCGAGGGUCCCCCCCCACCCACCGUCCCCAUCCGCCUGGGGAGGAACGCCUGCUACGUCGUCUUGGCCGUGCUCUUCAACGAGGAGGACAGGGUGCUGCUGGUGCAGGAGGCCAAGCCCGAGUGCCGCGGGAGGUGGUACCUGCCGGCCGGGAGGAUGGAGCCCGGCGAGAGCAUCGUGGCUGCCAUGCGGAGGGAGGUGAAGGAGGAGACGGGGCUGGAGUGCGAACCCCUCACUUUGUUGGCGCUGGAGGAGAGGGGGCCGGCGUGGAUCCGCUUCGCUUUCCUCGCGCGCCCCACCGGUGGGACCCUGAAGACCCUGGAGGAGGCUGACGCCGAGUCUCUGCAAGCGGCGUGGUGGGCCGGAGACCCCUGCGCCCUGCCGCUGCGAGCCCUGGACAUCCUGCCCUUGCUGGACCUCGCUGCCCGCUACCACCGCAGCCCCCCGCAUCCCCCCACGCUGCCGCAGGAGCUGCCCUGCGCCCUGCUCUGCUUGCGGCUCCUGGUGGCCUUCGCCAACGACGCCGGGGACCUUUGGGUCCUGCUGGGCACCGCCGGGACCCCCCACCUGCCCGUGGUGGCCUGCGGCAUGUCCCCGGCUGAGCUCCGCGGGGGUCUCCGCCUGCCCGUCCUGCGGCUGCUGCGGGACUGCCUGCCGUCGGACCCCCGUCCGGGACCCCUGGGGUUGCUGGGGCUGCAGCACCAGGCUGGGGGUCCCGGGGGGGCUGACGGCAUCUGUUUCAAUGUGCUGCUGAGCAUCCCUCCCCGCAGCCCUGGGGCUGCCCCCCCUGAGCCGUGCGGCCCCGCUUUCCGCUGGUGGCAUGUGGAGGAGGAGAGCUUGAGGGGCCGGAUCCUGCAGCGGCUCCGCACCGUGGGCAUGGUGCCCAUCCGCAGCUAGUGCCCGGUAAGCCCCGGCAGCCUGGCUUUGGGCACGGGGGGGGCCAGCUGGGAUAUGUACCCAGGGGUCCUGCUUGCAGUGCCAAACGUGAGAGGCCCCCCCCCCCAUGGCUGGGAUGAUGUUUUGGGGCAGGACAUGGUGCUGUGUCCUGGCUGA
Molecule: messenger RNA, 1137 nt
Organism: Haliaeetus leucocephalus (bald eagle)
Lineage: Eukaryota; Metazoa; Chordata; Aves; Accipitriformes; Accipitridae
Gene: NUDT18
Product: nudix (nucleoside diphosphate linked moiety X)-type motif 18
Exons: 3
Coding region: 16-981 (321 amino acids)
Molecular function (GO): 8-oxo-GDP phosphatase activity; magnesium ion binding; 8-oxo-dGDP phosphatase activity
Source: RefSeq, a predicted model, not a curated record